AAUAUUUUAAGAGCCAUAUAUCUCUCGAGUGGUCAUUGGCUUCAAUAACAUGAAUCGGAGUGUAACCGUUGUUUAUCCAAAAAGAGGACAAUCUAGCAAAAGGAACAUGAAUUUCAAAAAUUGCAAAAAAAGUAGGACGAUAUUUUCUAAUGACUUCUUUCAAAUGCCGUCUUGAAUUGUUAUUGUGCGUCCACUAUAUAUCAAUUGUUCUUCCUCAUUCAAUAAAAGAAAAAGCAACGAGGAGGCCAAUCCCAUUCCAAAUUCCAAAUAUAAGAAAAGAGGCGUCGGAACCCUAGGGCGGCGCGGAAGAACAUCAUGUCAUCAUCUCCGUCGUCAACCGAACCAUCAUCUCCGCCAUUGUCGUCGUUGCCAAUCGAAAAUAUUGCAUCGCGGUACUACCUCCUUACCGGGAAACUUUACCCUGGUGUUCCAUUACUACGUCCUCCUCCUCCUCCACCUACCUCCUCUUUUAACGUGCCCCAAAGACCCUCUAAGCCUCAACCUUGUAAGAUAAUCCCACAUCCACUCAUUCCAGGCGUUUAUGUUGCUGGCGAUCAUCAUGAUCGUGAAGAUGAUGUUGAAUCCCUCUUCCUUUAUACUAGAAAUCUCGUACCUGGUGUUCAAUCUCAUGACGAAGACGUGCUUUUCUCUGUUCAGGAUGAGGAUGGGAGUACGAUGGAAUACAGAGAAUGGGAUCCGUUCAAAUCAAGAUUUGCUGCGGCUAUACUAUCUGGUGCACAAGACCUAUCGAUCAAACCUGGUUCACGUGUACUCGUGCUGAACUCACGUGAUGAUGCACUCUCCGGAAUGACUAUUUCACAUAUAUCAGAUAUUGUUGGCCCUCAAGGCAUGGUCUACGUAGUAGAGGAAGCGAGUCGCUCUCUUCUAACAAUGGCAAGUAAAAGGUUUAACAUAGUACCAAUUGUUUAUGGUGACAUUCCACACAAAUACCGCAUGCUCAUCAAUGUUGUCGAUGUGCUGUUUGCUGCACUUGAUUCUCCCAAAGAGGUCCGAAAGGCAUUUUUGAAUGCUGCCUAUUUUCUCAAAACCGGGGGAAAGUAUUUAGUUUAUGUCCAGGGAAAUUGCAAUGAACCGUCACACCAUGGAGGUGACGGUGUGUUUAGUUCCCUGCUCAAAGGGGAACGGGUUCAGUUCCAAAGAAAGGAACUAGUCACUUUGGAACGAUUUCAUAGAGACGACCAUGCUUAUGUCAGCAGCGUUUUUCGCUCGCUAGAGGUUGCUGAGAUUGAUCAAAGUUGUCUGGUGAGCAACAAGUUUUGGACAUCAAAAGAUUCAGAUAGGGAUCCUGGAAGGCGUAUUUCUCUUUAUGAAAAGCAAAAGGACCUGCCAGUGUAUAUGUUACUAGAAUCCUCCUGGGGAUACAUUCUCUUCCGAGCUGUUGAUGUAUAUAAAGUUGAGAGAAACUACAUGGACACCGAGCACUAUAUCGAAGAUUUCAAUAAGUUCUUUGAGUUUGUGGCUUCACAUACUUUUGCAUCGCCUGAUGAAGCUUUGCGGUAUCUCACUGCCGACAGCCAUGACAUAGUGCCCGAUGGAUUGAUAGAUUUCUUGGUGCGCCAUCUUCCAAAAACGAUGAAGGAUGGUAAUGGUAACCAUUGUUACACACUGGCACUUCCUAAUCCAUUUAUUGCAUAUGAAAUAGUGAAUGCCGGUUUUGCUUGCUCAGCAAGCCCUUUUCAUGUGGAUAUUAUGCGUGGUGUACGGAGGAAUAUUGAGAAGGUCUUUGAAAAAAUGAAGCCAGGGGAUUUGGAAAAAUCUCAAGCAUGUCUUGCGCGAAUUUACGGCAAAAAGCUUGAUUCACCGAAUAAAGGCAAGUUACCAAAGAAGAAAGCUGCCCCUCUGCCUAGUUUUCCGACCAGGAAAAAACCCAAAAAGAAAGGCCCGGAGAAGUAUAUGAAAGAAAACCCUGACGACACCAAAUCUCUGUCUAUUGUGAAACCUAUGGUCUCAUGGAAUCAGUUGUCUGAAGCUGAGAAAGCACAAUAUGCUGCAGAAGCUGAAAAAAGAAAGCUUGAAUAUGAGGAGAUCUUGAGUGCCUAUACCAAGAAACAGGCUGAGGGUCCAGCUACUGAGGGCCGAUGGAAAACAGCCAAGGGAAAGAAACCAAUUGACCCUAGCAUACUAAAGGCUGCGGCCGGUUACUUAAUUUUCGCGGAGAAGUAUAGGAAAGAAAACCCUGACGACACCAAAUCUCGGUCUAUUGUGAAACCUAUGGUCUCAUGGAAGCAGUUGUCUGAAGCUGAGAAAGCACAAUAUGCUGCAGAAGCUGAAAAAAGAAAGCUUGAAUAUGAGGAGAUCUUGAGUGCCUAUACCAAGAAACAGGCUGAGGGUCCAGCUACUGAGGGCCGAAGGAAAACAGCCAAGGGAAAGAAACCAAUUGACCCUAGCAUACAAAAGGUUGCGGCCGGUUACUUAAUUUUCGCGGAGAAGUAUAGGAAAGAAAACCCUGACGACACCAAAUCUCGGUCUAUUGUGAGCAAACCUAUGGUCUCAUGGAAGCAGUUGUCUGAAGCUGAGAAAACACAAUAUGCUGCAAAAGCUGAAAAAAGAAAGCUUGAAUAUGAGGAGAUCUUGAGUGCCUAUACCAAGAAACAGGUGAAUGAAACUUUAACUGUUUUAUUUGACAUAACAAUUGGGUAA
Messenger RNA from Trifolium pratense (red clover), 2661 nucleotides. RefSeq lists its product as uncharacterized. Gene Ontology annotation, molecular function: rRNA methyltransferase activity; RNA binding; histone H2AQ104 methyltransferase activity. The coding region runs from base 316 to 2661 and encodes 781 amino acids. Gene Ontology annotation, biological process: box C/D sno(s)RNA 3'-end processing; rRNA methylation. The record is from RefSeq and is a predicted model, not a curated record. Gene Ontology annotation, cellular component: small-subunit processome; box C/D methylation guide snoRNP complex. The transcript is spliced from 21 exons. NCBI's taxonomy places the organism in Eukaryota, Viridiplantae, Streptophyta, Magnoliopsida, Fabales, Fabaceae.